CAACACUCAACCCAAAAGGAUAAUGAGAAGGGACAAUCAUUAGGUGGAAAGUGCUCUUGCAAGUUGAUACCUCUCCUCUUCAAUUUGGGGCCGAAUAGUUGAGAGAUUUGGAGAGAGGGAAAAUCCGUUUUCCUAAUCCUUAUCGAGCUCCUCUCUCCACCUCUCAAAAGGAGUAUUCUUGAAAAGGAACACUGAGGGUAACAAUUGAUAACGAGUCUUGGGAAGCCUUUCGGUGGUUGUCUCGUACGACGGAGUCAAACCCCCCUCGCAAUUUUUAAAUGCUGCAGUAGCUGAAGUCUACCCAAAUUCAGACACCAGAAGGUCUAAAAGACUACAACUUUCAGAAGAAAAUUGGGUUCUUGUUUGGCUAUAGAUAUGUUGGGGUGCGAGUGUUUUUGCUGGGGCAGAAGAGAGUCGGAAAUUUUCUACCCCUUUGAAGAACCAAAACCCUUUUCCCUUCCUUCACCCACUCCCCAAUGGCCUCCAGGUCAAGGUUUUGCGAAGGGGAAAAUUUGCUUAGGGGAAAUAGAAGUUCUAAAAAUCACCAAGUUUGAGAGUCUAUGGAGCUGCACAUUGCGUGGAAAAGCGAAAGGAGUUACAUUCUACAAACCAGCAGAAAUCCCCGAUGGAUAUUUCAGCCUGGGCCACUAUUGCCAGCCCAAUGACCGGCAACUGAGAGGCUAUGUUCUUGUGGCCAAAGAUGUUUCUGCUCUGAAAGUAAGCUAUAUACGUGGCUCGAUCUCAUACUCUCCAGCUCUCCAAAAGCCACUGGGUUAUACAUUAAUUUGGAGCCCAGAUUCCCAUCAGAGUGGAUGUGGAUACAUGUGGCUGCCAAAACCGCCGGAGGGUUAUAAAGCCAUGGGUUUUGUGUUGAGCGGAAGCCCACACGAGCCGGAUAUUGAAGAAGUUAGAUGCGUUAGAGCCGAUCUUACGGAGAGUUGUGAAACUUGUGAGAUGAUACUCGAGACUGAUUCCAGUUUUUCGAAGUCCUCGCUUAGGGUAUGGAACAUGAGACCACGCAAAAGGGGCAUGUUGGCUAAAGGUGUUUGUGCAGGGACAUUCUUCUGCACUACUGACCACAGUUCUGGAGAUGAGCUAAAUAUCGGGUGUUUAAAGAAUCUUGAUUCUAUGCUAUGUCACAUGCCGAAUCUAGAUCAGAUUCAUGCCCUAAUCGAGCACUAUGGACCCACUGUUUUCUUCCAUCCAGAUGAGACCUAUUUGCCCUCAUCAGUUCCAUGGUUUUUCAAAAAUGGGGCACUUUUGUACCGAAAUGGCAAGGUGAAGGGGGAGCGGAUUGAUUCUAGGGGCUCAAACUUGCCUAGUGGUGGAAUAAACGAUGGGGAGUAUUGGAUAGAUUUGCCAGAGGAGGAUAAUGAGAGAGAAUUUCUAAAAAGGGGCAACAUUGGCAGUGCCGUGCUCUAUGUUCAUGUAAAACCGGCUUUGGGAGGAACUUUCACAGAUAUAGUGAUGUGGGUCUUUUGCCCCUUCAAUGGACCAGCCACCAUUAAGGCUAGCUUAAUGACCAUUGAAAUGACGAGACUAGGUGAACAUGUGGGUGAUUGGGAGCAUUUCACCCUCCGCUUGAGCAACUUCAGUGGAGAGCUUUGGAGCGUCUACUUCUCGGAGCACAGUGGUGGUGAAUGGGUGGACGCUUGUAACUUGGAGUUCAUCGAGGGGAAUAAGCCGAUCAUUUAUUCCUCGAAGCAUGGGCAUGCAAGUUUCCCACACCCUGGGUGCUACAUUCAGGGGUCCUCGAAACUUGGGAUAGGAUUGAGGAAUGAUACUGCUAAGAGCAAAUAUUUAUUGGAUUCGAGCACCCAGUAUCAGAUAUUUGCAGCAGAAUAUCUUGGAGAUGGAGUGGUGACAGAGCCCAAAUGGUUACAGUACAUGAGAGAGUGGGGUCCAACCAUUUUGUAUGAUGGGCGGUCUGAACUGGAGAAGAUAAUCAGCCAUUUACCUAUCUUUCUUCGGUUUUCAGUUGAGAUCCUUUUUGAAUUGUUUCCAACCGAGAUCUACGGUGAGGAAGGGCCGACGGGACCCAAGGAGAAGAAUAAUUGGGAUGGGGAUGAAAGAUGCUAAGUCUGUUUCAUCUUAAAAUCCUUCCCUCUAUGCCCUUCCUUGCUUUCCUUGCUCUUGUCUAGUUGUGCGAGUCCAGUUCCUUUCCAUUCAGUUCAGGUGCUAGUCGAAUCACAAUCUUUUCCACAAGCUAAAACAUUCCAGCAGGCUAAUGGAACAAAUCGAAAGCAAAAUUCAUGCAGUAAAUUGCCAUUCUUUCCCACAAAUUGUCUGUGGAGAUGCGCCUUUCUUGUUGUAAAGGUACGCAUGUGUAAUAGUAUUAUCACUUUGUAAGAUUAUAAAAUGAGGCAUUUCUUGUAUCCCAAGUUGGCAUGAAGAAAAUUAUACUCAUGUUGUAUCAUCUGCAUGUCUGUUAUUGAGGAAAGAUAUACAGAGAUUGCGUAUAAUGUAAGUACACCUGGCGAUUUCUUCAUUCAGAUGUACUGACAUAUUUAAGUUCCUUGUUGCAAUAUAUGUUUAUGAAA
Rhododendron vialii is the source of this 2540-nucleotide messenger RNA. RefSeq lists its product as hypothetical. The record is from RefSeq and is a predicted model, not a curated record. Bases 376 to 2079 code for a protein of 567 amino acids. The transcript is spliced from 2 exons. Lineage: Eukaryota; Viridiplantae; Streptophyta; Magnoliopsida; Ericales; Ericaceae.